This is a messenger RNA of Osmerus eperlanus (European smelt), 5292 nucleotides long. RefSeq names its product nemo-like kinase, type 2 (gene nlk2). Lineage: Eukaryota; Metazoa; Chordata; Actinopteri; Osmeriformes; Osmeridae. Bases 1180 to 2769 code for a protein of 529 amino acids. The record is from RefSeq and is a predicted model, not a curated record. Gene Ontology annotation, biological process: intracellular signal transduction; protein phosphorylation. Gene Ontology annotation, molecular function: MAP kinase activity; ATP binding. The transcript is spliced from 11 exons. Gene Ontology annotation, cellular component: nucleus; cytoplasm.
CCAAGAAGCCAAGGCUGUGCGUGUUUCUUCCGAGGUCCUGGCAGCACCAUCCGGCUGGAGGUAGUCAGCCGACAUUUCUGAAUAAACGGAGUUCUUGGGUGUUUUUGUUUUGAUAUUUUAGUGUAUUUACCUUUAUUGGAUUGAUGUCUGUGCUGCCUGAGGAGAUAAAGUGCGGAGCACGCUGAACAUACUGGAUUCGAUGGGGAAAAUAAGUUGACUAUAAACUAGGUUACCCUUGGAAUAAUUUGUUUUCCUCGUUCCAGGAAGGAGAUAGCUAAUUAUAUCAAAAUGAUGUGGAUUUCUGCAAAACAGCAGCACGCAAGUAAAAGACGUUGUUGACGGCAUUAAAAGGCAAAUCACACACCUCGGUUUGCUCGGGUCUACAUUAACUAGCCUACACGUUCUUGGAGAUUAUUAGCCUGCUCGCCAUAUAGGCUAUUAUCGGAAAAGAAGUCAAUGCGGUAAAAUUUGAAGUCUUGCAUGGCUACUUUUAACGCCUGAAACAAGUGGCAGACCAGCAGGAAUAGCGUGACCGAAAGCCUUCUAACUUCUGCAAACUGAAUGCAGCACAGGCGGUGGGAACAACAGCGGUGCUGGACCAGACAAUAUGGCAAACUUGAGAUUUAAAAGAUGAAUGUGCUAGUUCCCAUGUGAUUUUUGAUCGUUUUCCCUUUUCAUUUAAAGGAGGGAAAAUUGAUCGAGUUCCGUCAGUGGGAAGGGGCGAGCCACUUCCAACAUGAGGGAGAUCUAGGGCCGCGGAUAAUUUAUUUAUUGUGGGGGGUGCGGGUUUUUCUGUCGCAUUUUUCAUUUAAUCAUUUUAACAGGUGCACUACAUUUUACACAGGUUAUUAAUUAUAGCUUACCAAUAUUCGCUGGUAACGAUUUAUGCACAAGACAAUUAAAAUGAAAGAAGUAGGUCAGAUCGUAACGAUAAGGCCGUAAGCGAGAGUGAGUGCUGCUCUCAUAGAAUUGUAAUAGGCCAUACAGACAUGUUUGUUUAAUUUGUAACCCAUUCAAGACUUUUUGUUUUGAUUUUAGGCGCCGGCCAAAUUAGGCGACUAGUUGUAAUCCACCUGCCCAGAUAUUGUGUAGUUAUCUUUAGGCCUGUUUACUAGUAGCAUCAUUUUAACGACACACUGUUAUCCACUUGUAUAUUUCUUUUUGGUUCUUAUUGAGUGAAUGGCUCUGUGCGGUACAACGGCUACCAAUGCCGCUAAAAUGAUGGCUGCAUAUAACGGCGGCGCAUCAGCAGUUGGUGCCCAUCAUCCACACCAUCAUCACCAAUUACCGCAUCUCCCACCGCCCCACCUCCACCACCAUCACCACCCGGGCCAGCAUCACUUGCAGCACCCUGGCUCCGCUGCCGCUGUCCACCCAGUCCAACAACACGCUUCCACAGCCGCCGCUGCAGCGGCGGCCGCUGCUGCGGCGGUAAUGCUGAACCCGAGCCAGCAGCAGCCAUACUUCCCCUCGCCAGCCCCUGGCCAAGCCCCCGGUCCAGCAGCAGCUGCGGCACCUGCCCAAGUUCAAGCAGCAGCUGUCAAAGCUCACCACCACCAUCACCAACACCCUCACCACUUACCACAGCAAUUGGAUAUUGAGCCGGAUAGACCCAUUGGAUAUGGAGCUUUCGGGGUGGUCUGGUCAGUCACCGACCCCAGGGAUGGAAAGCGAGUCGCCCUCAAAAAGAUGCCCAACGUCUUCCAGAACCUUGUCUCAUGCAAGAGGGUCUUCCGCGAGCUGAAGAUGCUCUGUUUUUUUAAACAUGAUAACGUACUCUCUGCUCUGGACAUCCUUCAGCCUCCCCACAUCGACUACUUUGAGGAGAUCUACGUGGUGACAGAGCUGAUGCAGAGCGACCUUCACAAGAUCAUCGUGUCUCCCCAGCCCCUUAGCUCCGACCACGUCAAAGUCUUUCUAUACCAGAUCCUCAGAGGACUGAAGUACCUGCAUUCAGCUGGGAUUCUACAUCGAGAUAUCAAACCUGGCAACCUCCUGGUCAACAGCAACUGUGUACUUAAGAUCUGUGACUUUGGCCUAGCACGAGUGGAGGAGUUGGACGAAUCACGUCACAUGACCCAGGAAGUGGUGACGCAGUACUACCGUGCCCCAGAGAUCCUCAUGGGAAGCCGCCACUACUCCAACGCCAUCGACAUCUGGUCCGUGGGCUGCAUCUUCGCUGAGCUUCUGGGCCGUCGCAUCCUCUUCCAAGCCCAGAGUCCCAUCCAGCAGCUGGAUCUGAUCACCGACCUGUUAGGGACCCCUUCCCUUGAGGCCAUGAGGACAGCAUGUGAGGGGGCCAGAGCCCACGUCCUGAGAGGACCCCACAAACAACCAUCUCUUCCUGUACUCUACACCCUCUCCAGCCAGGCCACCCAUGAAGCGGUCCAUCUUCUCUGCAGGAUGCUGGUCUUCGAUCCGUCGAAGCGGAUCUCGGCGAAGGAUGCCCUUGCGCACCCUUACCUGGACGAGGGCCGGCUACGCUACCACACGUGCAUGUGCAAGUGCUGCUACACCACCUCCUCUGGCCGCGUCUAUACAAGUGACUUUGAACCUGUCACCAACCCCAAGUUUGACGACGGCUUCGAAAAGAACCUGACAUCCGUACGACAGGUCAAAGAGAUCAUUCACCAGUUCAUCCUGGAGCAGCAGAAAGGAAAUCGAGUACCACUCUGCAUCAACCCGCAAUCAGCAGCUUUCAAAAGCUUUAUCAGUUCCACGGUGGCACAGCCCUCAGAGAUGCCCCCAUCCCCCUUGGUGUGGGAAUAGCUGCUAUCAUGGCCACUCUUGCCCAACCCCCCCCCCCCCCCUCCCUCCUGCACACACUGGACUAGUGGGAACAAAAAAUGUCCCCACCAAACUUGUGUAGCAUUUCACUGGAGUCUAGGACUGGUAAAGUCCACUGUGUGUGUACUGUAAUACUAACUAAUGAAAUUUCAGAGAAGAAUCAACCACUGCUAGCUGGGUUGGAAGGGGGUCGCAAGAAGGCAUGUGUGUAUGCAAGUUUGCUUGAUCGCACUGAUGUUUAGAUGCAAAGUGUGAGAAGGACGCACGCACACAAACGUACAUGCAGCUCAACGGGCUGGUGUAGGGCUCCAUUCGUGGAUUUUGUGUUGCAGGCUACAAAGAGACCACGUGAUCUGCCUCCCACCCCAGAAUGCAACACACGGCUCAUGUACAUUUCCAUACAUUCAUAGUUCAUCACUUAUUUAUGAAGGGAAAGAGAGGGUAUCAUGACCCUGUCCUACCCAGAGACCCCCCACACACACACACACACACACCAACCAUAGCUUUUAAUUGACAUAAUCUUUUAAUUUAUUUGUGUUGUACUGUUGGAAUAGUUUAGACAGUGGUGAUUUUGUUUACUUUGUUCAAUUAUUAUUCCUGCUGAUUAUUUUUGCUGUUCUGUGCUCUUUUGUUAGUUGGGUCGGGAGGGGGGGAGUGGUGAUGGACGGAAGUAGCAGAGAGACUUGAGAGACUUGUCAGGGAGGAUGUGGUUGUGGUUUGAAGCACCGAGACGGGAUGCAGACCAGAGCAAGCAGGAUGGGUAGCUGCUUGACAGCUUGCAACGCUUGUUUUAGGUGUGAAAACUCUUGAGAGACCGAUUGCAAUGGUCUUGUAGUCUACGGGACAGUCAUUCUCUGCAAAUCCUCUGUCCCAUGUUCUCAUGAUAUUUAUCUAUAGUCCCAUAUUGCCAUCCACAUUGUGACAAAGUCUACCCAAAUAUGGACAGAUGGGAACACGGUAUAUGCAGACUAGCCAAACUACUUUUUAGACGUUUGUAGCAGGAACGAGAUAUUUCCAAAAAAGAGAUUUGAUGAUAUAAAAGGGUCAUUCCUUGUUGAGGAUGUUAAUUUAUUCCUGUGUGAAUCCAACAAGAGGUGAACAGUACAUGAAAGAUUUCACGCAAAUAUAAGUAUGUUUAACUAGAGUAGUGACUUGCAUAAGAUAAUGCUCUGCCGUGUAAAAGACUGGAGUGAGACACAUGAGGUGUAGAAGAUUCACAUUGCCAAUCAUAUUUUAGAUGGCAACACAGUGGAAUGAAGACUGGUCGUCUUCUCGUUCACUGUUUUUCAUCCCACUCACAUGAACACCAUGUCGGCAUACACAAAAAAAACUCUGAAGAAUACUAUUUAAUAUAUUUUUGAUUAUUAUUUUCUAUUUCAUUUUCCUUGACAUUCUAUGGCAUGUUUCUCACGAGCCACAGAAUAUCACAUGUAAAUACAUGAAUAUAUAAAAAUAAAAAAAGAUUUAAACAAAUUUACAAAACACAAAGAAAUGAAAACUCAGUACUGCUGUAUAGGAGUAUAGCCUGCACAUUUUUAGGGCUGUGAAUUUUAUUUUAUUUUUAAGACUUGCAUAUAAAUGUAUAUAUUUUCUUUUGUCUUUUUUUAAUUCCCGCCUCCCUGCACUUCAUGUGUAGAAAUCCCAAUGAUUCAAAAAAAAAAUGAUUCCCAAAACAAACGAAAAAACACAACCAAUUAUGUUAAUUGUGUCUUGUGUGUACUGCAGAGCUGUUGAUAUAUCAAAGUAAAAGCCCUUUUCUUUAUUAUGGUCACUUAGAGAAACACUGCUUUGUGUAUAUGUGUAUAUAACUGAUUCACAAUAUUGGCCUCUACCUCGAGUUCAAUGACCUGGUUUGUUUACCUCCACAAGUUUAUCAUUUUAAUGUGGAGAUUAGAAAAACUUGAAUGUCCCUUCAACCUUUUGUAUUGAAAUGAAAAAGCACUUGUUUUCCCCCCAUACAUUUCAAAUACAAAUCAUUCUAUAAAUUCAUAUCAGAUCCUUGUACUUAUAGACCCUAUCAAUAGCCAAGGGUUUCCAGACUGUUAGUUAACUUUGAGUCACAUAUUUGAUAGGUUAUGACCCACUGCCUGUGUAAUAUAUUUGUGUGGAGAUGGUAGUUUCCUAUUCCUCAAGACAUUUUUGUGUUGGAAUGAAGUACAAACGCACUGUUGCUUAUCUUGGAUUUGUCCUUAAUCAAAACUUUAGACAAAUCCUUUGAGCUUUGAGAGAGACCAAUCUGACCUUAUAUUUGACAGAACUUGCAUAGGUACUACUUAUGUAGUCACGUUUUUAUAAGAUAUUUGACAUUUAUACAAAGUAUUAAACUGAAGUCAUUUGAAUACAAAACACGAUAUAGAAACAUCGUCCUGCUCAGAGGACUUUGAAAGCCAAGGUAAUGUAAGGGAUGUGAUUGACUCCUCAAAUGUGGUCAAAUGUGUGUUGGGGGAAAAAAGUGUAGAUUUGAAGUACAGUGGUUAAAAUCAUUAAAUGUGACAUUUAAAGAAA